This is a messenger RNA of Dufourea novaeangliae, 1647 nucleotides long. RefSeq lists its product as uncharacterized. The coding region runs from base 703 to 1647 and encodes 314 amino acids. The transcript is spliced from 5 exons. The record is from RefSeq and is a predicted model, not a curated record. Lineage: Eukaryota; Metazoa; Arthropoda; Insecta; Hymenoptera; Halictidae.
AAGGAGAAGUUUGUAACGUUUCAACCCUCCAGUUGUGUCGAAAGUAAAUAUAUACGAAUAAACAUAAAUUCUUAACGCUAGAUAUUUUAUUAACACUUUAAGCGUGUAUUGAACUGUUCACUGUAACGAACGAACGAAGAUUGUAUUUCUAAAAGGUACUCGUAACAAACCCACCCUACGGCGGUGCAACACCCCCGCCCCAAGCCCAUCAAGUGAAGAACAGUCUCGUGUACAAGGGACUAAAAGCACCCAGAGGGUUCUGUCAACAAUCCACGGUGAAUCGUACCGACAAUUCUAACAGAAAAAAGAACAAAAAAAAAAAAUAGUGAAAGAGAACAAAAACCGUGGUUCUUGCAGAAAAGUGUAGCAAAACAAUCCCCUAAUUAUACGAAACCCCAGCAACCCCAUAGAAAGAAAUAUAAUCUAAUCGUCGGUGAGUAAAAGUAUCCAACCAGUGUUAUUAACAAUCCCAGUGUAAAUUACGACGACCAGUCCAACGAAAACUCGCGGAUAGAGGACCCAGGAGGGACAUAUAAAACUCCACCUAUAUCCUGAAACCACGAAAGGAAUACAUUAAGCACAAGUGACGAAGAGCACCCAGUGGACACUAUCAGCAGUCGCCAGUGGUGAAGUAUAUUAUACUAAUAAAAUUGCAAAGAGGGGACGAUACACACAGAGCAGUCGACAAAUGUCGAGCGAACGAUGAGACACUCGAGGUUACAAGCAGGGUGGAGUAGCUCUUCAAUCGGCGGAUCGUACUCCAGGUGCAGGAAGUGUCCGACUAAAAUGUGGCUGCCGGCGCUGUUACUCUGCUCCCUGCUUAGGACAGGGGCGGCGAUCAAACUUCUGAGGCUGGACGUGCCGAGUAUAGCGGAUCCCAGGUGGGACAAAGUAACGUUGAGGUGCGAGUACGAUCUGGCCGGGAAGGAUUUGUACUCGGUGAAGUGGUACAAGGACGGGGCCGAGUUCUUCAGGUUCAUGCCAGGCUCGACACCAACGGGCCGUGAUUUCCCGGUCGAGGGUGUGUACGUCGAUGUAAAUAGAAGCGACAGCAAGCAAGUGACGUUGCUGGGACAGGCGAACACCCGCAGAGGUAAGGUGAACCUCGUGGGAUCGUAUGGCUGCGAGGUGUCCUCCGAGGCUCCGAGCUUCCUGACAAGCUACGAGGUAGCGAACAUGAGCGUCGCCAUACCACCGAAGGAACGACCCAACCUCCAAGGGCUUCGACCUUCCUACGAGACCGGCGAGAACCUUCACGCGGAGUGCACCUCCGCGCCGAGCUAUCCAGCCGCGGUGCUUGCUUUCAUCUUAAAUGGGAACGAGGUGAACGAAGCGUUUACGAAGGAGCUACCAAUUGAUGGCCCAUCCGAUGACAACAUCGUAUCAUCGAGUCGUUUAAGUCUGUCGCUCCGUUUGGAACGACACCAUUUCCCUGGCGGAACUUUAAGUCUCACCUGUCAGUCCACCUUGCCGGGAAUCAAAGGUGCCAGAGCACUGGAGACGACGGAAACCGCGACGCUGGCUGCCAGUAAUCAACGACUCGCUCAAGAACCCCCUAGAUCCGGCUCCAGCUUCAACAUUCCCGUUUUGUCGACCAUGAUGCUCUGUAUACUGGCCACCGUCGAAUCAGUUUGUUGCGGACUGUGA